Metarhizium acridum CQMa 102 is the source of this 234-nucleotide messenger RNA. RefSeq lists its product as uncharacterized. Gene Ontology annotation, cellular component: mitochondrial matrix. NCBI's taxonomy places the organism in Eukaryota, Fungi, Ascomycota, Sordariomycetes, Hypocreales, Clavicipitaceae. The record is from RefSeq and is a predicted model, not a curated record.
AUGACGCCCGCCGAGGCCGCCAUCGCAGACCUCCUCCGCGCCAAGCUCCAGCCCACCGAGCUCCUGGUGCGCGACGUGUCGGGCGGCUGCGGCAGCAUGUACGCCAUCGACAUCGCGUCGCCGGCCUUCAAGGGCGCCACCAUGCUCAAGCAGCAGCGCAUGGUCAACGCCGCCCUGGGCGACGUCAUGCGCGGCUGGCACGGCGUGCAGCUCAACACGAGGGUUUCCGAAUGA